Molecule: messenger RNA, 4143 nt
Organism: Acanthosepion pharaonis
Lineage: Eukaryota; Metazoa; Mollusca; Cephalopoda; Sepiida; Sepiidae
Source: the annotation of a GenBank genome assembly
AUGGCGUUUGUUUUUCUGACUUUUUCAGAGGUCGAUCUGACCAGCCAAUUAUUGACCUCAAGACAUAAAAGUGAUGUUAACCGUAGACAUUUACCUCGCAGUACAUCACUAGAUGUCUUGCCAAAAACUAAUCUGAUAAAGACGCAGUCUUUGGAAACUCUCAGUCGAGAUCCUUUACAACGGCACUCGGUGUGGGAUUUGCCAAUUCGGGAUCCAAACAAGGUGCUUGAAGUAAAUGUUUCAAAAUUACAAAAGAAAGAUGUACAAAAUGGUUCAUCAACAAUUCUCCAAACAAAAGAUAUUUACCGGGAGGCAUUUGAAAAUACCCGUGAAGCAGAAGAGCAGAAAUUCCGGGUCAAAUUUGACUCUCUGCUGGAUGAUCUUAGACAAGCAUUGGACAGUCAAACAUCCAGUGGAAUUUCCAGUAUCCAUGAUAGUACAUCUUAUGGGGAAAUCAUGGUCAGUUAUCGGAAACGUAUUCGAGAAUUACUCUCUGUUUUAUCACAGCGACUACAGCUAGCUGUUGAAAAUUAUCUUGAAGAAGAGAGUUCAGCUAAUGUUUCCCAGGAAGUAAAACAGAUUGUAUCGAGGCUUGUGGAAGAUCAACUUGGAGAGUCUGUUGAUUUGACAUCAGAUGAAGCAGUAUCUGAUCUUUCGUCCUUAUCAGACGAAUCCACAGAAGUCCACCAAUGCUAUGAGGAUCAGCUAGCACAAGCAGUGGUUUCUAAGGUUAUUGAAAAUCAGAGACGAGAGGGAAUGCUAAAUCCUCAAGAACGGGUUCAGGAAAUUCUUGAAGCAACAAAUGCAUCAACAGAAGCCAGUCAAGUGCCACAAUCACCUGAUGACACUGCUGCCAAAAUCUUUGCUGAACUCAAAUCUUACACAAAGUCUUUACCUGGUCGGAAAUUACCAAAGCCACUUCAGGUAGAAGAAAUUGUCAUCCCUUAUGAGCCACCAAUUGAAAAGAAAUUUGUAAGUCGGGUGAAGUCCCCUAAUCAAACACCAAGCCUUAACCUUACAAGUCGGGACUUGGCAGACAGGUCACAUUGUACUUUACCCAAUCUUGAUGAGUUGGAUUUUGAAUCAAAAGAGAUUGACCCAGACUUGUUGUCACUCAAUUUGACUCCAAUUAAAGAAGUUGAUGAAGAGAUUGAGGACAUGAUAGACUUAAGUGCUGGUAAUUCACUCAACUGGCACCAGAAUUGGAUCCUUCGUGAUUUGAGCUCUAAGAAGAGAGUUGAGGAGAUUUCGCAAAACCACCCUGUGUUGGUGCCUCAACCUGAAGAAGUCUUGUCACCCAAGAUUGGGAACAAGGAUGCAGAUGAACUAUCAGACCUCUCGGAGAAUGAUGAGCUCGAAAGGGAUGUUGGCAGUAGUCUCUCAGGUGAGGGUGAACUUUCUCACUCGAAUGAAGACUUAGCUGAGAAAGAACCAAAGUCUCUAACAGAACUUUUCUCACCUGUUGAAACCAUUUCUACCAACCCUCCCACACCUCCUCUAGAGACGAGUUCACCUUUGAAGACAUCAGAUGCUGAAGAUUCCUACAGUUCCAUACCUGACAAACAAUCAACUACCUCACAGAUGCCAGUCACCAAUGUCAAUCCGGAACCCGUCAUCAAAUCAAUUCCUUCUGAGGAAGGGGAUCCAAAAUUUGAAAUUCUUCCUGAAAGUCAAAAAAUUGCUGAAGGAGAAGCUGUAAAAUGGCAGUGCCAUGUUAGUGGCACAGAACCAAUUGACAUUUUCUGGUUCAGGAUUGAGUCUGAAGUUCAUGAGCUGGAAGAAGAUGAGAAAUAUGAGAUGACCAAAGAUACAAAUAAACAUACACUGACCAUCCAUUAUCCCAGCAAAACAGAGGCUGGUCAAUACAUGUGUAUUGCAGUUAAUGAAAAGGGCAAAUGUUCAGAAUAUUUCAUUCUCAACAUUGAAGAUAAUACUCAGCCUAUAAAAGCACCAGAAUUUUUGAAGUCUCCAAAGGAUGUGGAAGUGACAGAAGGACAAAUGGUUAAGUUCAGGUGUAAAGUUAAAGGGUAUCCACCUCCUCGUAUCACAUGGUAUAAAGAUGGAAAACUGCUGAAGGGAAACUCCUCUUGUAAAUUAGAAAAAUUUGGCAACAGGGAUUACCUUUUAACUAUUGAAUAUGCCACAAUGGAUGAUGAUGCUGAAUAUAGUGUUUUGGCAAAGAACAUUGGUGGUGAGAGCCGAGCAAUGGCGCAGCUGUUAGUAGAACCAUUGGACUCUAUGGAAUCUGAUUCAAUUAAUUCAUUGAGGGCAAGACUAAGUUUUUCCUCAAACACACCCAGUACAGCACCAUCAGAAAGUUCCCCUGAAAGAAGUUCUCCCAUCAUGCUUCAAAGCAAAGUGGAGGAGAAUGCUUCAGCUAAUAAAGAUUUGCACAUACAGAAUUUGAGCCGAAAAAUGACCAGAACAAAAGAUGGUGUGUCUGAUGUCGCUGAAGAAUUGUUACAAUCUGCUGAUGAGAUGUCAUUAAUUCAACAACACUUGGACUUUAUGGACCACACAUUAAAUAAACUGGAGAUUAAUAUCAAUCAAGACCUUACAAAAGAUACCAGUAAUGAUCAAGAUUCAUUAAACAAUAAUGAAGAGCCUCGAAUUGAUGAUUUAUUUGCACACCAGGUGUUGGCAGAAUAUCAUGUCCAGUCAGACAGUGGUCACUAUGUAUCACAGGAUCCUGUAACAUGCCGCAAGAAUGACACUGAGAAAAUGACAGAAGAAGGAGUAUUGAAAGAAGAUGAAGUGGAAGAUGCUGUUACACUAGAUGAUGAAUUGGUUGUUGAUGACAUGUUUACACACAGAGUUCUUGAUGAACACCGACAGCAGAAAGCUGCAGCAGAAAAUAUGAGGAAGGUAACAACAUCAGCUCUAGCAAUUCUUCAGAGUGCAGAAGAUGCCCUUGCACGAGAAAGAAAAGACAGUCAGAACAAUGUGAUAUUAGCAGAGCAGGAGAUGGAAGAAGUCUUUGGUCAGUACAAGACAAAUGAACUUUCCAGUUGUAAAGAUUCCAAAAUGAUAGCAAGUGAAGAAACUAGUUUAAAUAUUGGACUGACUCCAGAAACCGAUAAAAAGAAUCCUUUCUCUGCCAAUGAAAAUAUUCUUGUUGGUAUUGGUUGUGCAUCUCCAGUUGAAGACAAAGUUACCAAUCUGAGUGCAGCUGAGAAACUAAAUUUUGGACCCAAGCCAAUUGAUCAUAAACGCUUUAGUCGUGAUUUUUAUGUCAACAGUCCGUUGGUUAUGAGUAAGAACUCUUCAUCUAAAAAAGCUAAAGAAGUAGCAGAAACUGAAGACAAGAUUUAUAUCGCAGCCAAUGGAGUCUACUCUUUGGAAGACAAAAUCCAACAGCUUGAAGCACAAGUGGAAAACAUUCAUGAGGGAAUGUCUGAGAAGAGCAUGUCUGAUCUUGAAGAUGAAGUGGCCAAAACAGUAGCUCAAGUGGAACACAGCGAACAUCAGGUAGCCUCCCUUGAGAGUUCAGUUGAUCAAUUACAAAGAGUCACCGAGUGCCUCCCAAGCUUAUCACCCAGGCAGUCAGUUGAUUCAGGAGUCUCAUCUACAAAAGAACAAUUCCAUGUUCCUAGAAUUCUAAUUGGUCAAAGUUCAGAAGAAGAGGUUCCAGAAUCCAGAUCUGAAUUUGAUGCCGAUUCUGGCAUUGGAAUGCCAUCAGUAACCCAGUUGAAAGCCAUGUUUAAUCAGCCUAAAGACACUCCAGGAGAUGCGUCUGUUAAAAGGACAAAACUUACAUUUACACCGAUUCACAGUAUCACAGCUCGCAGUCUGUCAAAAAUACAAAUGGAAGAAAUUCAAAAACAGCGAACAGAAGAAGCAAAAAAGCAGACAAUUGGACUUGAUGGGCGUCCAGUUGAAAGACACCGACCUAGUUUAAAAACGGUACCAGCACCUCAGCCACCUGGUGGCCUGAGCCAAAAUAAUCCCACACGUCGACGAGCACCACUUGCUCCACCAUUAAGAGAUAUUGAAGCAGACUCAGGAGGAAUGGACAAGACUCCUCGGAUAAAGAAAGGGUGCAUAGCAGCACGAGCAGCAUUCUGGGAAAAGGAAAGAGGGUUAACAAUGAGGGCACCAAAACCUUUUGGUCACAAGGAAAGAAAAAGACCAGUGCCAUACUAA